Molecule: messenger RNA, 1208 nt
Organism: Erigeron canadensis
Lineage: Eukaryota; Viridiplantae; Streptophyta; Magnoliopsida; Asterales; Asteraceae
Product: probable aquaporin PIP2-2
Exons: 4
Coding region: 80-949 (289 amino acids)
Biological process (GO): transmembrane transport
Cellular component (GO): plasma membrane
Molecular function (GO): water channel activity
Source: RefSeq, a predicted model, not a curated record
ACAUAUCACACUUCACUCACAAACCAUUAUCACUUCUCACCCUCUCCAUCACACUUGUGUCCAACAACAAAAAAAAAACAUGACUAAAGAUGUUGAAGUGGCUGAGCACCAUGGUGGUGGCGGCGAUUACACCGCCAAGGACUACCAAGAUCCACCUCCCGCCCCGUUGUUUGAUGCAGAUGAACUUACUAAAUGGUCAUUCUAUCGUGCACUCAUAGCCGAGUUUGUUGCCACUCUCCUUUUCCUAUAUGUUACUGUUUUGACCGUUAUUGGUUACAAAGCCCAAACCGAUCCUACUUUGAACACUGAUCAAUGUGGUGGUGUUGGAAUCCUUGGUAUUGCUUGGGCCUUUGGUGGCAUGAUCUUUGUCCUUGUUUACUGCACUGCCGGUAUCUCUGGAGGACAUAUUAACCCGGCUGUGACAUUCGGGCUAUUUGUGGCCCGAAAGGUGUCAUUGAUCAGGGCCCUUGGAUACAUGAUAGCACAAUGUUUGGGUGCAAUCUGUGGUGUGGGACUAGUGAAAGCUUUCCAAAGCUCAUACUACAACAGGUACGGCGGUGGAGCCAACGAGUUAGCUGAUGGUUACAACAAGGGGACUGGACUUGGUGCCGAGAUUAUUGGCACCUUUGUUCUUGUUUACACCGUCUUCUCGGCUACUGAUCCUAAGAGGAGUGCACGAGACUCCCAUGUUCCUGUAUUGGCACCUCUGCCCAUAGGAUUUGCAGUGUUCAUGGUGCACUUGGCCACUAUUCCAAUCACCGGUACCGGUAUUAAUCCAGCCAGAAGUUUUGGUGCCGCCGUGAUUUACAACAAGGACAAGGCCUGGGAUGAUCAAUGGAUCUUUUGGGUUGGACCAUUCAUCGGAGCCUUUGCCGCCGCAAUCUACCACCAGUUUGUAUUGAGAGCCGCGGCGAUCAAAGCACUUGGUUCAUUCAGAAGCAAUGCUUGAGCUUGAAAGAUGUUCAUUCAUGGCUUGUGCCUUGUAGAUAUCUUUGAAAAUAUUUGGUUUUAUGUAAUUGUAAUUUAUUUUCUUUGAGUCUUGUUUAUGUGUCAAAUGCAAGUGUUGUCUUUUGUUUUUUUUUUCUCUUAAUUUUUAAAAAUUGAUUUUGUGAUCAAAGUAUUUCAAGAUCAUAAGGUGUGGAAUGUGAAUUUUAAGAGCUUAAUUAUAUUUGUGGGUAAGAUUCAUGAAAAGAAUUUGGUUCAUACUA